AAGUGGGCGUGAGAGAGGGGUUGCACGACAAAGAGCUGAGUUAAUGUUUUUGUUUUCACAUUUAGUUUAGAUAUAUUUUUAUGUGAAGCUGAAGCCUGUUUUCGUGUCGUAAGCAGGAUCUCGGUGCUUGGUACAUUUGUUUAAAAAAUCAUAAUACAGUAGCUGGUUAUCAUAUUAAACUGAUAGUGAUAGAUGAUGGCAGCAGUAAAGGCGGCAAGUGUCCUGAUCACAGGAGCCAACAGGGGUUUGGGUUUAGAAAUGGUCAAGCAAAUCUUGGAGGCCCCCUGUCCAAAGCGCCAGAUUUUCGCCGGCUGCCGUGACCCACACGGGCCAAAGUCUGAGGCAUUGAGGGAAUUGGCGAAACAACAUCCAAAUAUGCUGACUAUUACACACCUCGAUGUUACUGAUCUCAGCAGUAUCAAAGAAGCUGCCAAUAAAGUGUCUUCUUCACUGGGGACGAGGGGCUUGAAUCUGCUGGUGAAUAAUGCAGCCUUGUGUUCGCGUGGUACUCUGAUGACCGUCAAAGCUGAAAGGAUGCGUGACAUGUUCAACACCAAUGUGAUAGGAACUUUAUCAGUCAUCAGGGAGUUUCUGCCGUAUCUACAAACUGCAGCCAGAGCCAGCGACAUAUCAGGAAUGUCCUGUGAUAAAGCCGCUGUCAUUAACAUCUCCUCUAUAGGAGGAUCUGUGAGCAGCAUGCCUGGCAUUUACCACCAAUUCCCACUGUUGCCUUACUGUGUGAGCAAGGCUGGUCUUAACAUGCUGACUGCGUUAGCUGCCCACGAAUUAAAAGCAGAUGAGAUCCUCUGCAUGGCCAUUCACCCAGGAUGGGUAAAAACUGACAUGGGAGGGGAAAAGGCAGUUAUUGAAACAAGAGACAGUGUGGCGGGGUUGCUGAAGGUUAUGAGCAAUUCUACAGAGAAUGAACACGGUGGAUUCAUGGACUACACCGGACAAACUAUGCCCUGGUAAAGGCGAAGUGCAAAACCUCUGCCAUCUGAAGAUCACCAAAAGUUCAAGGUCCAGGUCAAGACUACCGCAUAAUAUAAAAAAAGAAUCAUCAUUAUAGAAGACUAUAUUUAUGACAUACAUCUGAUAUAUUUGUAUACAGUAUUAAAUUCAAUAAAACACUCUUAA
Misgurnus anguillicaudatus (oriental weatherfish) is the source of this 1137-nucleotide messenger RNA. RefSeq names its product C-signal. Gene Ontology annotation, cellular component: cytoplasm. The record is from RefSeq and is a predicted model, not a curated record. Lineage: Eukaryota; Metazoa; Chordata; Actinopteri; Cypriniformes; Cobitidae. Gene Ontology annotation, molecular function: oxidoreductase activity.